AUGACAGCGAUUAUUUCGGGCAUCCUUUUCUGGGUGCUGCUUCUUUUUCAGGAGCAGGGAGUUACUGGAGUCCCUCCUCAGAUAAGAGGUGCCCAGUGCAGGACAAGACCCACGGAUCUGGUUUUCAUCAUAGACAGUUCCCGGAGUGUGCGCCCCAGUGAAUUUGAACAAGUCAAAGUUUUCUUGUCCCAGGUCAUUGAGCCACUGGAUGUAGGACCAAACACUACCCGGAUCGGUGUCGUUAAUUAUGCCAGUGCAGUCAAGCAUGAGUUUUCUCUCAAGACUCACCGUACCAAGGCCUCCUUGCUGCAAGCUGUGCGGAGGAUCGAGCCCCUCUCCACUGGAACCAUGACAGGCCUGGCAAUCCAAUUUGCCAUCAACAGAGCGUUCAGUGAGGUAGAAGGUGCACGAGUGAGAUCACCAGGGGUUAACAAGGUAGCUAUCAUAGUAACAGAUGGGCGCCCCCAGGAUGGUGUGAAGGAUGUAGCAGCCCGGGCAAGAGCUCUUGGGAUUGAAAUUUUUGCCAUCGGCGUGGGCCGAGUGGACAUGCACUCCCUGAGGCAAAUUGCCAGUGAGCCACUGGAUGAGCACGUGGACUAUGUGGAGAGCUACAGUGUCAUUGAGAAGUUGACUAAGAAGUUUCAAGAAGCAUUCUGUGCCGUAUCAGACUUGUGUGCCACGGGAGACCACGAUUGUCAGCAGAUCUGUGUCAGCACAGGCGCCUCAUACACGUGCGCUUGUAAAGAGGGGUUCACACUUAACAGCGAUGGGAAAACCUGCAGUGCCUGCAGUGGAGGAGCUGCCACAGAUCUUGUAUUUCUGAUUGAUGGCUCCAAGAGCGUGAGGCCCGAGAACUUUGAGCUGGUGAAGAAGUUCAUCAACCAGAUUGUGGAUUCUCUGGAUGUGUCGGACAAAAAUGCACACGUCGGCCUGGUCCAGUAUUCUAGUUCUGUCAGGCAGGAAUUCCCACUAGGGCGGUUCAAUAAUAAGAAGGAUAUUAAAUCAGCAGUGAGGAAGAUGUCAUACAUGGAGAAAGGGACGAUGACUGGCCAAGCACUGAAAUACCUGGUGGACAAUUCCUUUGCCAUCUCCAGUGGAGGAAGACCCGGAGUUCCUAAGGUGGCAAUUGUAUUUACAGAUGGACGAUCACAAGAUUACAUCAAUGAUGCAACCAAGAAAGCCAAAGAACUAGGGUACAAGAUGUUUGCUGUUGGAGUUGGCAAUGCUGUCGAAGACGAACUGAAAGAAAUCGCCUCCGAACCAGUGUCAGAGCAUUAUUUCUACACUGCCGAUUUCAAAACCAUCAACCAAAUUGGAAAGAAACUACAAAGUAAAAUCUGUGUUGAAGAAGAUCCAUGUGAAUGUGAAGCCAUUGUGAAGUUCCAGACAAAAGUGGACAACCUCAUCAAGGCACUGACCCAGAAGCUGGAAGCUGUGACAAGAAAACUCGCUGCCCUGGAAAACAGGAUCACGGUUUAAAAAAAAUGCAGAAUAUUUUUUCUUCUCAACUGAAAAAGAAAAAAAACACCACAGACACACCAGAAGACCUUUACUUAUAUGGAUGAGCUGCUCUUGUGCAGUGCUACAUGAUAUCUUUUAAUAAAAUGACUUUUCUAGCUGCCUUCUUUGAAAGAGGGGAAAAAUUGUAAUGCUAGAAUAUGCAUCAUGGUAAAGCCCUAUAUGUCUUUGUGUACCAAAAUACAUUAAACUAUCCCUUGCAUCAUAGACUAUGCAUAUAUUAAGUACCUGGGAGAAAUUGUUUUAAUCUAAAGCUUAAUAUAUACAUCUAUAAUGUUUUGAACAUGUACUUUUUAUGGAGUUCUCUGAAUGCUCACUGGGUUCUUCUGUCGCUUCUUGGUUUCUGCGUAUGCCGUCAUUUUGUUUAAAAACUGGAUUUGAUCUGCAUGACUCUGAAUGUUAAAAAAAGAGAGAUGGCAGAUGUAUAAUUUCUGGAUAAAGCAUUUAUCUCUAAGUAGCAGCAACAAUAUGUAUUAAUUCAGGCAUGCAAGAUGCCUCCUGCUGCAAAUUCCCACUGACGUUCAGUGCCAAAGGUUAAGAUUGCAAAGGGGUGUUCAGAGCUUCAACAAAUUACAUCCAAUGAUCUACUCACCAAUAAGCAAGCGGAUUUUGUAGAAAGAACUCAUCCAUGGAUUUUUCCAUAUAUGCAUCUCGGUUUCCCUAGCAUGACGGGGUAUUACCGCUUCCCGAAUCCUAGGCUGUACAGUUCUCUUGAAAGCUUUAACAAUACAUGCCAACAUCAGGACUCUGAUCUUAAGACUCUUGAUAUGAAGAUCAGUCUUUAGACUGUCAUCUAGUUAGUGUUCCCUUAGGCCAUACUCAAGCCAUAUGCCAAUACGGCCUCACCUUCUGGCCACAGAUCUCCGGCAACCAAGUAGUCACUAGGCCGACCAAGGCAUGCCAAGAAACACAUCACCACUGCACCCCUCUAAAUGUGAGCAUAUGUGGUUGGGGCUUUGGUUAAUUUUGUAGUGGUUUGUAUCAGAAUAUUUAUACUUGAGAGGAUGGGAAAGGCUUUUCAGAAUAACGCGACUUAUUCAGAAAUGUCAUCGUAACAGAUGUUUUCAUA
This is a messenger RNA of Eublepharis macularius, 2587 nucleotides long. It is a transcript of the gene MATN1, whose product is annotated as matrilin 1. Bases 1 to 1479 code for a protein of 492 amino acids. The transcript is spliced from 8 exons. Gene Ontology annotation, molecular function: calcium ion binding. The record is from RefSeq and is a predicted model, not a curated record. Lineage: Eukaryota; Metazoa; Chordata; Lepidosauria; Squamata; Eublepharidae.